AUGAAGCGAGCGCCUGCAGGCAAAAAGGGCGUGGCCCUGUCGAAGCGCAGCCAGGCGGCGGCCGAUGCCUUUGACCGGCUGCCCGAGAACCCAACCAUUGAGGAGAUCAAGGAGGCGACGGUCAACGUCUCGCUGGCGGAACUCGAGGAGAGAGUGGCCGACGUGCGCGACUCGUGGGAGACGGACUCGCUGCUGGAGGAUGCCAUGGAGGAACUGACGGACGAGAGUGGAGUGUACUCUGGUAGACCAGACACUUGCACGCCGGAGGAGGCUUGCCGGCUGCGCCGCGAGCUGCGUGAACACGGCCCUGCCGUCUUCUGCCAGCGCACCGUCGAUGCCCGUCGCUACAGUGCAAAGAAGCUGCUCAGCGCCUUUGGCAUCCGGCCGCCCGCCUUUCUCGAGGGCCAGCCGGACGACGCCUACUUCCCCCUCCUGUCGCUGGCCAUUACGCGCGAGCUGUCCAAGCGGGCCAAGCUGAUGCGCUACAACACCGUCGACGACGCCGUGCGCCUCAUCGACAAGAGCCAGAACAUCAUCGUCAUCACCGGCGCCGGCAUCUCCACGUCGCUGGGCAUCCCCGACUUCCGCUCCCAGGGCACCGGUCUGUACUCCAAGCUGGCGCACCUGGGGCUCAACGACCCCCAGGAGGUCUUUGACAUUGAGGUCUUCAAGCAGGAUCCCACCAUCUUCUACUCCGUCGCCAAGGACAUCAUCCCGUCCGCCGACCGCUUCACGCCCACUCACAAGUUCAUCGCCAUGCUGCACGAGCGCGGCAAGCUGCUCACCAACUACUCGCAAAACAUUGACAACCUCGAGAUCAAGGCGGGCCUGCCCAAGGAGAAGCUCAUCCAGUGCCACGGCUCGUUCGGCACCGCCAGCUGCGUCCAGUGCCACUACCAGAUCGAGGGCGAGAAGAUCUUCCCCGACAUCCGGGCCGGCAAGAUCCCCCGGUGCACCCGAUGCCUCUCGUCUCUCAAGGCCGCCGGCGCGCCCAAGCGAAAGCGGUCCGCCGGCGCCGAGAAGAAGCGGAAGCGCUGGGCCGACGAGAGCUCCGACGACAACAACUCCGAGUACGACGUGCCCAGUGCCGGCGUCAUGAAGCCCGACAUCACCUUCUUCGGCGAGGAGCUGCCCGACGAGUUCUCGCGCCGCCUGACGGAGAACGACCGCGACAAGGCCGACCUGGUGAUUGUCAUUGGCACCUCGCUCAAGGUCACGCCCGUGUCCGAGAUUGCCAGCUUCCUGCCGCCGCACAUUCCGCAGAUUUACAUCUCGCGCCAGUCCGUCACGCACAUCAACUUUGACAUUGACCUGCUGGGCGACUGCGACGUGGUCGUUGCCGAGCUUUGCCGGCAGCUCAAGUGGCCGCUUGUGCACGAGAUGGUGCCGCCCGACCAGGAGAUAUCGGUGCGGACCGAGCCGGGAUAUCCCAACCGUCAUGUCUUUACGACGAACAAGCCCUACGUGCUCGAGAAUGGCGACGGCGCCAAGGACGCUGAGACGGCGCAAGACGACGAGUUCGUCAAAGAGGGUAAGGCCACCAAGAGCUCGUCAAAUCGCAGGAAUGCCACCAACAAGCCUGCGCAAAACGGCAAGGAUGGGAAGCAAGCCAAAGGAACUAAGAGCACCUGA
This is a messenger RNA of Trichoderma citrinoviride, 1632 nucleotides long. RefSeq names its product SIR2-domain-containing protein. Lineage: Eukaryota; Fungi; Ascomycota; Sordariomycetes; Hypocreales; Hypocreaceae. The record is from RefSeq and is a predicted model, not a curated record. Gene Ontology annotation, molecular function: NAD+ binding. The transcript is spliced from 3 exons. The coding region runs from base 1 to 1632 and encodes 543 amino acids.